UCUGAGAAUUGGGGUUUUGAAAAAAUAAGCUUUUGACGAACUAGUUCCUUUUUAGUGUUCGAUGCUUGGGUAUAAGGAAUUUAGUAUACUCUGAGGAAUUAGUUUGAAUUGUUUGGGUUUUUGUUGAUCUGAUAGAAUUUGGAAUUUGAAAGGGAUUCAAUUGUAGUCAUGUUCUAUGGUGCGGUGGUAUGGGACCCUUGGUUUAUUGUAGGCCAAAUUGUUUGCCUUCAAUGUUUAUACUACCUCACACUUGGGGUUUUCUUGUCAUUUCUUGUUGGUACUCGCGUUUCUCAUAUGAGUUUGGUCUAUUUCUUUGACUUUGCCACUGUUACUACCUCUACCGUUACCGGCUGGUGCGUUAUUGUUUCCUUUCUGCUCAGCUCUGUUGCAGGAGCUGGGUACAUGCCUUAUUUGAUUGAAAGGGCAAAGAAAUGCUUAGACUUUUCAGCCACACUCUAUAUUAUACAUCUUUUUAUAUGUACCAUGUAUGGAGGUUGGCCUUCCUCAAUAACAUGGUGGGCUGUGAAUGUUACUGGAGUUGCAGUGAUGGCUUUGCUAGGUGAAUAUUUAUGCAUUAGACGGGAACUGAGAGAAAUUCCCAUUACACGACUUCGAUCAAAUGUUUGAUGAUAAAGAAUCAAUUACAAAAAAAUUCCCCGUGGCGCAUUAAAAUUCAUUGUUUUACACUGCUUUGGAGGAGCUGAAGGAUGUAAUUCUCUGAAUACCAAGUAUAAUUUGAUAUGAGAAAGAGCUAGCUUAUGUUAUAAGUUAUAUUUUUGGUCCUUCCGAGUUCCGAAGAUGAUAGAGAUAAACUACAAAAGUUUGGGUAGCGGUGCUCAAGUGAUAUGAAGCUGAAGCACAGCAGGCUAGGUAUGCAUUUGGCUUUGACCAUUGAGAAAAGAUGAUGCACAUUCUCUGAUACUGUUUC
Messenger RNA from Hibiscus syriacus, 928 nucleotides. RefSeq names its product protein SYS1 homolog. NCBI's taxonomy places the organism in Eukaryota, Viridiplantae, Streptophyta, Magnoliopsida, Malvales, Malvaceae. Bases 169 to 627 code for a protein of 152 amino acids. Gene Ontology annotation, cellular component: trans-Golgi network; Golgi membrane. The record is from RefSeq and is a predicted model, not a curated record. The transcript has 3 exons. Gene Ontology annotation, biological process: protein localization to Golgi apparatus; Golgi to endosome transport; Golgi to plasma membrane protein transport.